AUGGCGAUGCGCCUGCGCGACGGGCGGGAGUUGCCUGCCAUCUGCCCGGCCAGCGCCGACCCGGCGACGGACGGGGCCGAGCCACCGCGACGCGCUCGCAAGGCACCGCCGGCCAUGAAGCGGUGCCGCUCCACCGCCUCCCCGGUGUGCGGUGCCCUGUGCCCGAACGCGAAUAAGAAGUGCCCCGAGUGCGGAUACCUCUUCGUGAAGCCGCGCCACAAGGGCCCCAGCCCCGCGGUGCGCCGGCUGGGCACCAAGGCCGGCGUCCGUAGGCGGAUGAUCGACGCGACCGCCGUCCACCUGACGGGCACUCCGCAGUCGAUCGCUCCGUCCUGCGCGGACGUCACGCGGCCGAUCCUGGUCGCCCGGGCGCUGCUGCUGGUCGUGUGCGAGCGCGACCGCGCGGCGUCCUUCUCGCUGGACAAUGCGGCGGGCUGGCUGGUCGCCCAGGGCGCAGGCUCCACCAUCCACGUCGCCACCUCCGAGCCGGCCGCAAAACGGUUCCUGGCGGAGCACGCGGGGGACCUGCGGGAGGUGUUUGGCAAGCACUGCCGGGCGGAGGUGCGGCACUGCGGGCUGCUCCGCCAGGUCGACAAGCACGCGCUCGAGCUUCGGCGCGCGGCCGCGCCUCCACCCGCCAAGCGACCGCGACUGGCGCCCGCGUUCCGCGACCCCCCCCCUCCCGUGACGCGGAUCGUCGGCAGCGUCUUCCAGGACCACUUCGGCGGCCUGGAGCUUCUCCGCGGCCGGGAGGACGACGAGGGGCCCAGCUCCAGAGCGCGCUCGGACGCGCGGGUCCCUCCGCCGCGCACCGCCGGCGGCGGGUGCGUCGUCGCCUGGCGGCCAUCUGACGACCAGCACGUGGCGUACGGGAUCGCGGGGCGCUCCUGGACGCCGUCGCACGGCGACCGAGACGCGGAAGGCUCGCGGGGCGGUGGUGGGCGCGGCUCCGGGCGCGGGACGGUGCGCGUUCGCAGGUUGGCCCGCGGGACGGGCACGCUGCUGCAGGACGAGGCCGCACCCGACGAGCUGUUCCUGACCGAGGACGACGUCGACGUGGACCUGGAGGCCGUCGAGGUCGUCGCCCGCCUGCCCGACGGGCGCAUCCAGCCGCCACGACCGCGCCGAGCGGGCGGCGGCGCUCCGGGAAAGGAGUGCCACGUUGCACAUGCGCGGGGGAGGCCCCUGCGGCUGCGGCGCGACCUCGUCGCCGCGCGUGGCGCGUUCCGCGACCCGGACGCGGACGAGUUCGCGCUGCUGGGCGGAGGGGCGCGCGAUGCGGCCACCUCGCGCCCGCCCGACCUCCAGCGCCCGGGGUCCUCUGCGGCCGUGCGGAUCGAGCCGCUGCGCGCGCUCGACGUCUUCUGCGGUUGCGGAGGGCUCUCGGCCGGGCUCGAGGCCUCCGGCGGCAUCGUGACCGCCUGGGCCGUCGAGCGCGACCGGGCGGCGGCCUCCGCCUUCGCCGCGAACUUCCCCGACGCCCACGUGCUCGCGGAGGACGUCUGCAGCUUUCUGCGGCGGGCCUUCAGCGCCCACGACGCGGGCGACGGUGCCGGGGCGUCGCCGCCGGCCGCCGGCCGCGAAGAGGACGCGCUGCCGGGCAGGGGCGAGGUCGACCUGGUGUGCGGCGGCCCGCCGUGCCAGGGCUUCUCGGGCCUGAACCGCGACCCGAGAAGUCCGCGGUCGAUGUGGCACAACGCCAUGACGGCCGUGUUCUUGUCCGUCUGCGAGGUGUACAAGCCGCGGUUCGUUCUCAUGGAGAACGUGCCGCGCCUGGCCGCCCACGGCGACGGCCGCACUAUCGCCAAGGUCGUCCGCACCAUGAUCGACCUCGGCUACCAGGUCCGCCUCGGCGUCCUCCCCGCCAGCGCGUACGGCGCGCCGCAGCACCGUCCGCGCCUGUUCGUCGUCGGGGCGCGCGCGGGGGAGGGCCAGCGGCUCCCCGAGUGGCCGGCGCCGACCCACGUGUACCGCACGACGGGAAUCACCCUCUUCCCGCGCAGGAGCGACCUGGCCUGCCGCGCCCUGGGCCCCCCCGACCACGACAACCUUGCCCCCGCGGUGACCGUGCGAGACGCGAUCGGCGACCUCCCCGAAGCCCGCAACGGCGACGAUCCCGCACUGUGCGACCGCGGGGUGGAGUACGGCGGGCCCCCGACGAACGCGUUCCAGGCUCGGGCCCGCGGCGGCGGCGACGUGCUCUACGACCACGUCCCGCGGCCCCUGUCGUCGCGGCGGUGGAAGGACCUGUUCGGAGCGCCGCCUCCCGCCGAUGCGCAUGACCGCGGGGAGAACUCGGGCGCCGCCGCCCCGGGGGGGGCACCGGGAGCCCGCGGGGAUGGUGGGGUCGCCGCCGCCGGCAUCGCGGCGCCGCGCGCCGCGAUGUACCGGAUCGAUCCCGAUCAGCCUUCGCACACCAUCACCGCAGAUGCGAGGAUCACGAGCCCCUCGCGGCGCGUGCUCCACUACGACCAGCGCCGCAUGCUGACCGUGCGGGAGAGCGCGCGGCUGCAGGGCCUCCCCGACACGCUGCGCCUGGCCGGCCCCCUGGGGGACCGGUACCGUCAGGUGGGCAACGCCGUGGCGGGGCCCGCCUCUGGCGCUAUGGGCUCGUCCAUAGGCGCGAGCAGCCGCAGGUGA
This is a messenger RNA of Pedinophyceae sp. YPF-701, 2640 nucleotides long. The record is from the annotation of a GenBank genome assembly. Lineage: Eukaryota; Viridiplantae; Chlorophyta; Pedinophyceae.